Plectropomus leopardus (leopard coralgrouper) is the source of this 3203-nucleotide messenger RNA. The record is from RefSeq and is a predicted model, not a curated record. Lineage: Eukaryota; Metazoa; Chordata; Actinopteri; Perciformes; Serranidae.
AUGAGGGAAAGUUUCGAGUCCCUCUUCAGCGCUUCCACCUCCUCCGCUGUUUCGCAGCAUCGGGCCUCCCGGCCUCUCCGCCGGUCUGCCUCCACACAGACGACUCCGCUCUUUAUUUUGCAGAUCCAGAGCCAGGAUGUUCAGUCCAGCUCAGUGGUGAGCGCCUUUCAGCCUGAUGUGGACUCAAAUCUGCACAGAGCAGACGGGUUCAGAUCUGGGUGCUUUGCCACAGCGUGGUCUUCAGUGCAGCAGGACAGACAGCUGUUUUCUCACCUCUGUCCACCCGCAGGAGACAACAGCAGAGACAGAGGUGGGCGAAGCAGAUGGGUGACUCCACUCCAGACAUCAGAGCGUCCUGCGAUCAAAGACAAGCGGCGACAAAAGCGGAGAAAGAGGAGCCUGAAGGUGGACUGUGCAGGGAAAUAUGUGGGGCCAUCGCGGGCCGAGAAAGAGGAGGACGCCCGGCUCUGCGAGUGGUUGGAAAGUCUCGGCCUUGCAGAGAGAAAUGACGCCACGAAGCAGCAGCGUCUCUUUGUGUCCAUGUGCAGGGAGCAAGAGACGAGCCAAAGGAGAGAUAGACGCCCCCAUUUCCUGCCUCCCCUCUAUCAGUCCGACUCCCUCCUACAUGUGCCCCUCCUGCUCCCUGAAAACUCCCCGCCGCCGUCACCCUGCACUUACACGAACCCGUCCAUCCGUCCUCUUCCUGUGCCGCUGCUGCAGCCGCUCACGCUGAGGAGGAACAUCAAGUAUCUAUCUGUCCGUGUGUCCGUCCAGGUGUGCUACCAUGAGGCUUUACCUUUGUGCUCCCGCUUCUUCCCGUACAUGGCCUUGCUGCAGUCUCUGGUGCUGGUGGCCAGCGGCUCCUUCUGGCUCCACUUCCCCCACACCUCCUCCCGCAUCGAACACUUUCUGGCCAUCUUGGCAAAGUGCAGCGAGUCUCCCUGGACAUCUCAGGCCCUGUCGCACGCCGCCCGGCAGGAGAGCAUCCAGGAGAAGGAGGUGAUAGAGGAGAGACGACCACUUCAACUUCCUCUCUCUUCAGUGUCAUCAUCACCCCCGGUAACCCGAACGAGACAAACGAGUGUAGACUCGGGCACAGACAGUCCAUCCUUCGCUCCCCCUCCGUCUCCGAGUCCUUCCACACUCUCCUGUGACUCCACCAUGUCCUCGACGUCCAUCAGCUCCCAGGUUCACUUUCCUUCUUCCAAACCCCCGCUCGUGGUCGACAGUCCCCGGCAGGUGAUCAGUCUGGACAAAAGUGACGGGGAACAGGCCAGGGCGCUCUUCGAAAGGGUCAGGAAAUUUCGGUCUCACUGCGAAGACUCAGACGUCAUUUAUAAGGUCUACUUGGCUCAGACGAUGUUUAAACUCCUGAUGGUGACGCUGAUCUUGAGUUACAGCGUCCCUCUUCUGAACUCUCUCUCCUUCACCCACACGUGUCACCCUGACGAGCAGGCCUUGGUGGGCUACUCCACCUUUGAGUGUAUCCAUGUGCUCUCCUCCCUCCUACGCAAAAUGCUGGUGGCCUACCUGACUCUACUGGGGCUGUACGGCCUGCUGAACGUUUACACCCUCGGCUGGAUUUUACACAGCUCUCUACGGCAGUACUCCUUCCACUCGCUGAAAGACUUGUGCUCCCUGAGAGACGUCCCGGACCUGAGAAAUGACCUGGCCUUUCUUUUGCACAUGUUAGACCAGUAUGACCCUCUGCUGGCCCAGCGUCUGUCCGUCUUCUUGUCCCCCGUCAGUGAGAGCAGACUGCUGGAGGAAAGCGUGGAGCGGCGCUGGGGGGAGGAGAAGCUGCGUGCCAUGAUGAGCGUGGACGCAGACGGCUGCUCCAGACUGCAGCUGGUGGCGCUGCCUCGCCUCCCUCCAGCCCUCUUCACCCUCAGCCAGCUUCAGGUCCUCAAACUGGAGCUCAUCACAGAUGCCAGGUUUACUGCGCAGGUGUCCAGCAUGACCUCACUGAGGGAGCUCCACCUCUAUCACUGCACUGCAGCGGUGGAGCCCGGCGCACUUGGUGUCCUCCAGGAACGUCUCGAGGCGCUCCACCUCACCUUCACUCAGGCAUCGGAGAUCCCCAGUUGGGCGCUCUCCCUCCGCAGCCUGAACGAGCUCCACCUCUGCGGACGCCUGAGUAGCGACGGUGGUGUGGGCCGCAGCUGGGCACUGGGGAGCCUCCGCCAGUUACGUCACCUCCGCGUGCUGGUGAUUCGAGGGAUGUUACAGCGGAUACCUGGGGAGCUGUGUGAGGUGGCGGGCAGCUUGGUGAGGUUGGAGAUCUUCAAUGAGGGCACCAGGCUGCUCGUGCUGACAGGCCUGAAGCGGAUGGUGGACCUGACCGAACUGCUGCUGCAGGACUGCCAGCUGGAGCGUCUGCCCUCCGCCCUGCUGGCUCUCACCAACCUACGGACGCUCGACCUGCAGCAUAACAACCUGAGAACCCUGGAGGAGCUGCUGAGCCUGGCUCCUCUGCGACGUCUCUCCUGCCUCAGACUCGCCUACAACCGCGUCCUGGCGCUGCCGGUCAGCGUUGGCGUCCUGCGAGGCCUGGAGCUCCUGGAUCUAUCCAACAACCAGCUGCAGAGCCUCCCACCGGCGCUCUUCACUCUCCGCCGCCUUCGAAGGCUGCUGCUGGCUGGUAACCUGCUGGAGGUGCUGCCUGCAGACGUGAAGGCGCUGCAGCUGCUCACAGAGCUGGAUCUCAGUGGGAACAGAGUCGAGAGCCUUCCUCCUCAGCUCUUCAGUGGCUGUUUGGAGCUGCGCAUCCUGAACGUGUCACACAACUCUCUGAGCUCGUUACCCAGGACGAUCGCAGCUUCCAGGCAGUUGUGCAGGUUGGACUUGCGCAGUAACAGUCUGGAGGAACUUCCUGCUGAACUGGGCUGCUGCUCUGGGCUGCACGGAGGAGGUCUUCUGGUGGAGGACUGGUUGUUUCAGUCUUUGCCUCCCCAGGUCAGGGACCUCCUGAGCCGCUCCUGCUCUCCCUCUGGGACGUACUCAGAGGGUCAUUCCCGGCCAGAGUCCGACAGUUUCCCAUAUUUCUCCCCUACACAGUGGAGCUUCUCUUCUGCUCUGGAGUCACAGAUAUAAAGCCGCCUGCAGACUGUGACAAUUUUGCAAUCUUAGAAAUGGAUCUUAAUAAACUUGGGUACAACAUCAAGUCUGAUGCAGACUAUACGAUGACAUCACCUACUGAAUCA